This is a messenger RNA of Chelonia mydas (Green sea turtle), 2226 nucleotides long. RefSeq names its product transcription factor 24 (gene TCF24). Gene Ontology annotation, molecular function: DNA-binding transcription factor activity, RNA polymerase II-specific; protein dimerization activity; RNA polymerase II transcription regulatory region sequence-specific DNA binding. The transcript is spliced from 4 exons. Bases 551 to 1045 code for a protein of 164 amino acids. Lineage: Eukaryota; Metazoa; Chordata; Testudines; Cheloniidae. The record is from RefSeq and is a predicted model, not a curated record. Gene Ontology annotation, biological process: developmental process; regulation of transcription by RNA polymerase II.
UCUCUUUGCCCCGGGCGGGGAGCCGCCCGGGGUGUCACUCGGGAGGAGGGUGUGACCCCGCCCCACUCCCUUGCCGCUGGACAGCAGCUUGAUUAAUGACUCUCCCGCCGUGGGGAAGUGGGCGGCCGCUCCCGUAAGCCGCAGGCUGCGGAGCGAAGAGGACUGGUGUUCAGGUGAGCUCCGGGUUCCCCACUGCAGACAGCCCGCCCCGUGCCUUAUAAAAGGCUCUGCCGGCAUCUGCCAGCGGGAGACGAGGGACAAUGUGACCGCGGAAGCAGGGAGGCUGCAAGCUCUGCGCAGACUAGACAGAGCUCGGCUCCCAGUCCGGAUUGGAUCGGCGCCCGCCAGCCCUGCCUCCCUACUCCGACCAGCUGCGCUCCGGGCAGCGCCAAGAGGAAAAAGAGAGCACUAAUGACAGCAGAUCUCCAACUUGGGAGAAACCAGCCCCUGUCAUAUAUGAAAUAUCUGGCAUACAUUCAGUAGUUUUGCCUGAGCAAAGGCUGCAGAAUCAGGUCCUUCAGGAGGUCCCUGUCCACCUUGGAAGUCACCAAUGGACUGUAGAAAUGUAUCUGAGAACAGCAAGGAGAUCUCCAGCUCUUGUUUGGAGCCUGACUCACUGCUGGCCCCAGCAUCUGGCAGUGAUUCUUGCUCCUCCUCCUCAGCCGGACGAGUUGGGGCAACUGCUGGGAGACCAGCAGCUGCAAAUGCUGCCCGGGAGCGUAGCCGAGUGCAGACCCUGCGCCAUGCCUUCCUGGAGCUGCAGAGGACCCUCCCCGCUGUGCCACCUGACACCAAGCUCUCCAAGUUGGAUGUGCUGCUCCUAGCCACCACCUAUAUUGCACACCUCACCCGUAGCCUGCAGGAUGAGGAAGAGUUGUCUGGGGAGGGCUUGGGCACCCUGAGAGGGGAUGGCUACCUGCACCCUGUCAAGAAAUGGCCAAUGCGAUCCAGGUUAUAUAUUGGAGCUACAGGACAGUUUUUGAAUCACUCUGUGCAAGCAGAAAAUGCAAACCAAGGAGAAACAUCAACAAAUUCACAAAGCUAAUCUACCUUGUCCUUUCUGAAAAUUAUUAUAUUUAUUACACCAGAUAUAUUUAAGUUAAAACACAUUUUCAAACAAACUAUAAUUUCUGAUAUAUUGUUAACGGAUGAGAGAGAAUUGAUUUUUAAAUGUAUGUAAAACCACAUUAAGUAAAUGUGAAAUUUAAUUUGUCCCUAGCAGUGGUGGAAAUUGGUGAUGUCCAAAAUGGGUGGGCAAAACUGACAGACAAUUGCACUCAGAGCUAACUUAAAGCAGCACCCAAUGCAGUGAUACAGUACUCUUAAUGAAUCAAUACAGAGUAGGUACUGUACCAUACCCAGAACGAAGGAUUCACAGAAUACGUUAUAUAGGAACAAAUGCAAUAUAAACCAUGUACAGUGCAAUGCAAGUUUCAACUAAAAAGCAAACACAAGGAUGUCUAAAGAAAUACAAACAAGACCAAAGAGAUAUACACUUUCUACACUGUGGAUGAAAUCCUGGUUCCACUGAAGUCAACGGCAGAACUCCCAAUGACUUCCAUAUGGUCAGGAUUUCACCCUAAUAAUCUAAGAUGACCUUAAAUUUCUGAAUUUUCUCUGAAAAUGUGAAUGUAAGUUCAUUGUCAAGUGAAAGGUGUCCUGUAAUCCCCCCUACCCCCCCAACAUAAACAAAUGCAAACUGCUUUGUAGAUUAAAUGUAGCAGUAAUAUAUGUUUACAAUAUAAAUUAAAUAUUGCUUGUACUGGUGUAUAUUAUAGUGUCACAGGUUACAUGGUUUGAAAUGUACAAAAUGUGUUUGGGGAUUAAUUCAAAGGUAUAACUUGUUUGCUUACAUAGCAGGAAUUAUUUACUUUGUCUUUAAGGAAUGUGAUGUAUUCAAGAAAACUGAGCCUUUAUGUUAGGCUGAUUUACUACACCCUGUUCAGUUAAAACAUUUGCUGUGAAUAGGCAACAGUAUCUGAAAUUAAAUACAUAGUGAGAUAUCAUUCAAUAGUUUCCAUUAUGUAAAACUUUGUCAUGGUUUACACAGCUUACUGUUGAUGCUAAAACUAACAUUUUAUUAAAUACUCUUAAUUAGAAACUUCUACAUAAAUUCAGCUGGGCUGCAAAUUAAUUUUUUAAAAUCUGCAUCAGCUUAAUUUCUGAUUGCACAAGAAACAAUAAACUUUUAUAAUAAUAAUCAUACUUUGCACCUUUAUAGUAACU